Osmia bicornis bicornis is the source of this 3801-nucleotide messenger RNA. RefSeq names its product inactive dipeptidyl peptidase 10 (gene Dpp10). Lineage: Eukaryota; Metazoa; Arthropoda; Insecta; Hymenoptera; Megachilidae. Gene Ontology annotation, molecular function: serine-type peptidase activity; dipeptidyl-peptidase activity. Gene Ontology annotation, biological process: proteolysis. The record is from RefSeq and is a predicted model, not a curated record.
AGGCCUCGUUCUUCCAGCAUCAUCGGGGACAAUCUCCAUAUCAGUACCGAAAAUUUUCACGGUGCAAGGUGGAAGUUGAGGGAUCCUCAACGCCCGUCGCACGAUCGUUAACCGAGUUUGUUUCCUUCUGUUCUUCCUAUCCCUACGUCUCCCCUUGUCGGUGGUGUUUUAUGUCAGUGCGUACUUAUGUAUCUAUCACGCUGCACAAGGGACUACAAUUUGCUCGCGACUACGGACGGGAUAAACUUUAGCACGAUCUUCUGUUGUUUGCUUUCUUAAUUCAACAGAAGCAUCGGAACAUCGAUCCCCUUCCCCGAUGGCAGAUCACGAUAACAUUUACGACGACGAGGAGCUAGUAUCAGCAAAUCCAAAUCAGCGGAAUUGGCGUGGAAUUGAUAGCCUGCUUGUGAUUGUUGCGGUCCUAGCUUUGAUUGUAACAUCAGUUGCCUUAUUAACACCACCAGAUGAGGGACCUAGGGUACAAGGUGCUAGGCUGAGACUUUCUGAGGUACUUUCUGGAGAAUUAACACCACUCCUUUUUAAUGGAUCGUGGGUAAGCGGACAGCACAUUUGCUACAGAGAUGUAUGGGGUGGAAUUUCAUUGUUGCACAUUUCUCAAAAGAACAUCACUACUCGCAGUUUAAUGCCGAAUGAAACUUUUAGGAUAUUGAAUCCUGCCAAGUUCUCGUUGUCACCGGAUCGUAAAUACUUACUUCUUGCACGCGAUGUGAAGAAACUCUUCCGAUAUUCAUAUUCAGCGCAAUAUACAAUUUAUGAUGUAAAUACACGGGAAAUUAUACCAUUGACACCACAUCCAGAGAAAGAAGAACAUCCUUAUCUUCUGCUAGCACAAUGGACUCCACGUGGUCAUGGAUUAGUCAUGGUUCAAAAUUAUGACAUUUAUUACUUAACAGGUCCUACAAGUAACACUGGAUAUCGAGUUACUAACACAGCAGUUCCUGGUAUAUUAUCAAAUGGAUUACCAGAUUGGCUUUAUGAAGAGGAGAUUUUGCAUUGCGCAGAAGCAAUUUGGAUGUCACCAGAUGGUCAUUUGAUGUUAUAUGCUUCUUUUAAUGAUUCACUUGUUGAACAAAUGCAUAUAUUUUGGUUUGGUGAAGGCAACAAAGCACUUUAUCCUGAUAUACGAUCUCUGCGUUAUCCUAAACCAGGGACACCAAACCCUGUGGUACGACUUUAUGUAGCAGACCUGGCAGAUCCGAAGAAUAUUCAUACGAAGGUAGUGAAACCACCACCUAUCAUCGAGCAUGUUGAACAUUACUUCACAAAGGCUUCCUGGAUAUCGUUGACAGAAGUGUGUAUAACAUGGCUCACACGUGCACAAAAUCUAUCUGUUGUAACCAUUUGUAAGAGUCCGAUGUGGCAUUGUCAGGAAAUACAAAGAAUAGUAGCUGAAGACCGCGGCUGGGUAGAUACUCCUCUUGAGGCACCAAUUUUCUCAGCAAAUGGUAGUAGUUACAUUGCAAUAAGUCCAGUUAAGGAUGGUCCAGCUGGUUAUUUUAAACACAUUGUUUGGGUGAACGUUGCUAGGAAAUUGGUUGUUCCUCUCACUCAUGGAAAGUUUGAGGUCGCCAAAAUAGUGGCAUGGGAUCAAACGAAUAAUACCAUAUACUUUAUAGGUAUUCCACCUAUGAAGCCAGGUCAGAGACAUCUUUAUUAUGUGAGUUCAUUAUUACCACACGUGGGGUCAUCUUUACAUCCUGCUGUUUGUAUUACUUGUACUGAAACAACAGAGGUAUAUCAAAAUCAACAUCGAACACUUUCCUCUGGUCAUUAUAGUUCUUGGCCAGAAAAUAGUUAUAUACAUGAGCAUUAUGAAACACAAACAGAGAAUGCACAAAAUGCUGAUCAAGGGGCAGCUAAAGAAAAUGCUACAAAAAAACAGAAAUCAAAAGUACAUGUUCCACCAAAAUUCACUGAUCUGCCUUGCCAGUACCACAAUGUUAUUUUUCCUCCAGUUGGUACUGAUUACUUUGUCUUAGAAUGUUAUGGACCGAGUAUACCGACUGUUGCUUUAUAUAAAACUGAGUUUCCCAUGCCACGUCUCAUUUAUGUUUUGCAGAAUAAUACAUUAUUACGUGAAAGAAUUUCCAAACUUGCGCUUCCACAAGUAAAAACAUUUCCUGUUCAAAUAAGCGGUGGCUAUAAUGCACAAGUAAAAUUGCAUUUACCACCUGGAUUACGGGAAGACGAGAUUACCCGGUAUCCUUUAAUUGUACAAGUGUAUGGUGCACCAGGCUCCCAAUUGGUAACAGAGAUGUUCAAGAUUGACUGGAAUACCUAUUUAGCUAGUAGAAAAAAUAUGAUCGUUGUACAGAUCGACGGUAGAGGAAGUGGAGGCCAAGGCUAUAAAUUUCUUCAUGAAGUCUACUACAGACUUGGUUCUGUGGAAGUUGCUGACCAACUAGAAGUUACUGAAUAUUUACGGGAUUCAUUGCACUUUGUGGAUAAACAACGUGUUGCUAUUUGGGGGUGGAGUUAUGGAGGUUUUGUAGCUGCUCUCGCGCUGGCGCAUCCUGAGCAAGAUAUCUUUCAAUGUGGUAUCAGUGUAGCACCGGUUGUUUCGUGGAAAUUAUAUGAUUCAGCAUACGCUGAAAGGUACAUGGGUCUACCAACUGUUGUAUCAAAUUAUAAAGGCUAUGCCGAGUCGGACGUGUAUGAUAAAGUGGAACAUUUGCGAAAUAAGAUGUUUUAUUUAGUACAUGGUACUGCGGAUGAUAAUGUUCAGUUCCAACAAUCUAUGGCACUCGCACACCAUCUUGCAAAGAAGGGUAUACUUUUCCGGCAACAGGUAUACCCAGAUGUGAGUCAUACAUUAGCAGGGGUAAAAGGUCAUCUCUAUCUAUCAAUGGCUCAAUUUUUGGAUGACUGCUUUCAAAAGCAAGCACCUAUGGAUACAAAAGCUGGUCUUAUCAGCGGUGGAUCUAGCUUUUAGUUGUAAAUAAUGUGAUUCCAAUGAAAAAACAAUCUAACGUUAGUGAAGGAAUUCCAUACACAAAAAUUCCAUCUAAACAUCUCCAAAUUGUGUUCCGUUUAUUACCUUUAAGAGAAAGAUAUUUUCGCGUUACUUCAUAUAUUAAGGGAUGGUACAAUGGUUGAAAUUAUGUUUUUGUUAUAUCUUUAAUUAGAAAUCAAAUCUAAAUGAAUAAAAGCAAUAGUAAUCUGUAACAGCUUUUAUUUAUUUAGGUUUUCUUCUUUUACAUUCAGGUAUGAAAGAAUAAAAACCAUUUUAAACAUCAAAUGACUUUAUUGAAGGAGUAUAUUCGUGACUUGUCAUAAUUGGCAAACAAACAUUAUCGGGACGAGGUAAAAAUAAGACGGUAAUUACAUCUCUUCAUCGAGUCGAACGAUGAAAAAUUCAUGAACUCGUGAGUAAGGGUAACUUAUUUCUUCUUUCGUUUGAAUUCUUGUAGUUAGUCGCACGUGUGUGCAGGCAACAUAGAGCGUCUAAGCUUAUUUCUCAAUAUACUUCUUUUCUUCGAUCUCUCGUAUCAUAAGAAACAUCUGUUUCACUGGAAAUUCAUUGUUAUUUCUCUCACAACGGUUCGCUCUAACGAGAACACGUUCCUCAUUAAUGAUUAACGUAAUAACAUUGUAAACAGUAUUAACCAAACUCGAGGAACAAUAAAGAAAUUUUCUAACACUUACAUCUCAUUAAUUGAACUAAAUAAAAAUAUAGAAUACAUUUGCGGCAAUAAGUCUCGAAAUAUAAUAAUAAUAUUAAUAAUAAUGUACAUUAUGUUAUCUGAAUGUGAAAAACGAUUAAAAACAAAAUAAUCACAA